UAGGCCUGAUGUAGGUACGUAGUACUUAACGAACUUAGUAGCACCUUCGCUCUAUCAAUAUUGUUGCGGGAAAAACGCGACUAAAGAUUAUGAUCACAGUCCUUACUUCCUGAGCAUUUCCUACCUGCCUGCCUACUCAAACCAAGCAUGAGAGAAGCUUAGGGAUCACAGCCGCGAAGUGGAAGUGACAGUAUUAUACUUAAGUGGCAAUAUCACAUCCGUAAUUGCGGGUAGCUCGAGGCUCAACAAUAUCAAGAUUGAGCUCUCAAUACACCCCAUUACCUGAAACCACCAAUAGGUGGUCGCGAUGCGCGAAGAAGACCAAUCGGGUCCUCAGGGAGUCUGGCGAUCCUGUUGACGAGAAUGAGAUGACCACGAUAUUGGCCUGACGACCGGCGGUGAUCCAUUGCGCUCUGCCCCGGACAGACCGGAUCAAGUGUGUCGCCCUCUUUCCUCCUUCUGCGCCUUGCUACUUCAAGGGUAUGCCACGGAGGCUCCAAAGAUCCCUGCCCAUACGACGCACUUGGUAAGACUACGCGCUGCCUCUACAGAAUCGAGCCGACAACCCGCUUGGCGGUUGCGGGGUAAGGAACUAUCUAGGCGUAGCAUCAGGGAACAUGGAUGAGAACUCCCCCAACCGCUAUCGCCUCGAUACCGAUAGUUCGUCUAAAUUGACUCUGCCUGAUGGCCGGACACUGGGAUAUGCCCAAUAUGGCUUGCUGACUGGGCCUGCCAUCUUUUUUCUGCACGGGUUGCCAGGCUCGCGGUUGGAAGGUGCCCUCUUCGAUGCACCAGCUAUCACACCUCGGGCCCGCAUCAUCUCGGUGGACCGACCUGGUUACGGUCUGAGUUCACCACAGCCAAACCGAGCUAUUCUAGAUCAUGUGAAGGACAUAGAAUACCUGGCACAACACCUCGGUUUAGAUAGUUAUGGCUGUCUUGGAAUCUCAGGGGGCGGCCCAUAUGCUCUGGCCUGUGCAAAAGCGUUGCCAGCCGACAAGCUCAAGGCAGUGUGCAUUAUAUGUGGAUUAGGACCGCCUGAAGUCGGGAAAAAGGGCAUGGGUUGGUGGCAUUGGGCGGGUUUCACCUUCGGCUUCGCUUAUUUCCAAUGGGCCUGUCGGUGGUGGUUCUCGCGAGAGACAUUUGGACGGCUCGACCUGACUGACCAAGAGCGGUUCGAUCGAUUCCAACGAGAAUGGUCCAAGGCUAAAUCAACGGCCCAUCCAAAGGACGCCGCGGCUAUGGAAGAUCCCGAUCUAAUCCGAUUUUUAGUGCGGAAUCAUCGUGAAGCGUACAACCAGGGUUUUUAUGGCUUCUCGCUCGACGGGAAGCUGGAGAGCUACAACUUCGGCUUUCAAAUCCAGGAUAUUCGGCACGAUCUACCUAUCCAUCUGUGGUAUGGAAAAUACGACACAUUUGUCCCCUCGAGUCAGGGUGUGAACAUUGCCGCUAGACUAGGUCCGAAUGCGCGACUAAAGAUCGAAGACGAAACGCACGGCUCCCUUACCUGGAACUGUCGAGUUCGGGCACUGGAUGAUCUGAUCGCAGCCAUGAAGUAGAAGGGCAAAGUGGUGAAGUGGUGCGUCCUGUAUAAAAAUGUAUUAUAAGGCCAGUGCGCCUCAUCUCCGCUCUUACUUCAAACGAUACCAACUCUCCACUCUAUUUGAACUCGAACUACAUCUUUUUGUGAAGGGUAUAUGCAGGUAGAGUUUUGAAGAUAUCCGCUGACCUGGCAACAUACUUGCGACAGCACAAGGUAUGAAAGUCCAGAAAAGGCAGUGUGCUAGUAAACGGGUCCCUAGGUAGAUUUUGUACUUACGCUACAUGACCUAUGAUCCCUUGUGACGCGACUAUAGUUAUGGGAAGUGAGCUCCACCAAGAAUCUAUGUAUGCGCUAUGUAAGAAGCAGGAAGUGGCGAACGAAGUUUCGGUCCUUGCAGCGAGCGGAUCCGGCCUGGGCUUGGUGCGCUUUCAGAAAAGUAUGAGUAGAGACCUACUUUUGUGUGAAUAGCUAGAUUACCAGCUAAUUAAAAGGGCAUUCAGAGAGAAACGGGUUUACGACGGGUGGUGUAAUAGUCGAGGUUACUCUCCUUCUCUCGGU
Molecule: messenger RNA, 2101 nt
Organism: Xylaria bambusicola
Lineage: Eukaryota; Fungi; Ascomycota; Sordariomycetes; Xylariales; Xylariaceae
Product: alpha/beta hydrolase fold protein
Exons: 4
Coding region: 618-1559 (313 amino acids)
Source: RefSeq, a predicted model, not a curated record